Molecule: messenger RNA, 2210 nt
Organism: Odobenus rosmarus divergens (Pacific walrus)
Lineage: Eukaryota; Metazoa; Chordata; Mammalia; Carnivora; Odobenidae
Gene: OLFML1
Product: olfactomedin-like 1
Exons: 3
Coding region: 1-1206 (401 amino acids)
Biological process (GO): signal transduction
Source: RefSeq, a predicted model, not a curated record
AUGAUGGCCCUCCGGCGAGCUUCUGCUGUCCUGGUUCUGUUCCUGGUGGCUCUUCUGCCCCCACCCCAGUGCGCCCAGGACCCGGGCAUGGUGCACUACAUCUACCAGCGCUUUCAAGUCUUGGAGCAAGGACUGGAAAAAUGUACCCAAGCAAUGAGGGCAUACAUUCAAGACUUCCAAGAGUUCUCAAAAAACAUAACCACUAUGCUGGGAAGAUGCCAGACCUACACAAGUGAGUAUAAGAGUGCAGUGACUAACCUGGUCCUGAGAGUCGAACGUGCACAACGGGAGAUCGACUACCUGGAGUACCUGCGAGAAGCUGACAUGUGUGUGGAAUCAGAGGACAAGACCCUGGCAGAAAAGCUCAUCCAAGAGGAGGAAGAAGAGAAGAAGAUCCGGACUCUGCUGAAUGCAAGCUGUGACAACAUGUUGAUGGGCGUAAAGUCUCUGAAAAUAGUGAAGAAGACUAUGGACACACAUGGCUCUUGGAUGAAAGAUGCUGUCAGCAAUUCCCAAAAGGUUUAUUUCCUAGUUGGAUCCAGAAACAAAACUGUUUGGGAAUUUGCAAACAUGCGGGCAUUCAUGGAGGAUAGCACCAAGCCAGCCCCGCGGAAGCUAAUCCUAACACAUUCCUGGCAGGGAACAGGCCAAGUGAUCCACAGAGGUUUUCUGUUUUUUCACAACCAAGGGACUCUCAAUGAGAUCAUCAAAUAUAAUCUACAGAAGAGGGCUGUGGAAGAUCGGAUGCUGCUCCCAGGAGGGGCAGGCCGAGCACUGGUCUACCAGCACUCCCCGUUGACAUACAUUGACCUGGCUGUGGAUGAGCAUGGGCUCUGGGCCAUCCACUCAGGGCCAGGCGUCUAUGGCCAUUUGGUUCUCACAAAAAUUGAACCUGGCACACUGGGAGUGGAACACUCAUGGGACACUCCAUGCAGGAGCCAGGAUGCCGAAGCCUCCUUCGUUUUGUGUGGGGUUCUCUAUGUGGUCUAUAGUUCUGGCGGCUAUGGCCCUCACCGCAUCACCUGUGUCUAUGAUCCACUGGGCAAUAUCAGUGAGGACGAUCUGCCCAAACUGUUCUUCCCCAGACGGCCAAGAAGUCAUUCCGUGAUCCAUUACAACCCCAGAGAUAAGCAGCUCUAUGCCUGGAAUGAUGGAAACCAGAUCAUUUACAAACUCCAGACAAAGAGAAAACAGCCUCUGGAGUAGUGCAGUACAGCAAGGAGGGAGAGCACUAAGGCUGUGGUUGCUGCUCCCUGGGACACUGAGGCCACAGCCCCUUUGCAAUACUGUAUCCCUCUGAUCACAUACAGGGAUAGGGACUAGAACUGGGCUUGCAUAUGCAUCCUUCCCCUGGAUGUUACGGCCUGAGUUAUCUUCCAAGAGCGUAGAUGAGAGUCUAUCAUUCGGAAAUUUUCAACUUCCAUCACCCAUCCAAACCUCCUGGCUCUCAAGGCCUUGCACAUGCUGAUCCAGCUUACGGCCUGCCUUUCCUUUACCCCCACCCCUCCAUCCCCCUCCCCUGCCAACAGUUAGCAAUGUAGCCCACCUCCUAAUACUCCUGGCUCCUGUCCUGACCUUUCCUGAUGCUCUUUCCUCUUUCUUAAAUGCCCAUUGGUAUUCUUCCGUUUUUCACUGCCCAACUAAAGUACAAUUUCUUAUUGAUGUUUAAUCUCUGUGUCCCCCAGCUCUGCCCCUUCACCAAGCUGAGGAGAUACAAGAGGAAAAUAAAGCCACUCACGUUUAAAUACCACUUGGCAGUUACAAAGUGUUUGCUCCUAUGUACAUCAUUUAAUUCUCAUGCCAUCCUGUGAGAUAUGCAGAAGAGGUCUUUAUAAUUGCCAUUUUAGAGAUGACAGAAGUUUAGGUGAGCCAUUCAGAGGAACACAGCCUCAAAAUGAAAAUAGGUCUAGAAAAUACCGCAAAUCCCAUAGUCUUUCCAUUGCCCAAGGGAGCAUCAAAUACGUAUGUGUGUUCACCCAGCCUUUUAUAAGCAAUACGUAUGUUCAGCGUCUCAUCCUAAAAAAUCAUGGUCUGUCCCCUGCGGCUGGUUUUCAUGUCUGCAGAAGACCUUUCCGUAAGACUUUCAAAAGCUACUUCCUCCAGAAAACCAGCCUACAGCCUAAGGGUGAGGACCCCACCUGCAGCCUCAUCUUGUCCUACCUUCCCGUGUCUCUUUCCUUGCUGGAAACACAAUAAAACCGACACUAAGC